AAAUAGUGAAAUUUAUUAAAAAAAUAAAUAAAUAAUAACUCAACACUGGAAAAUGGCUGCUGCUGCUCCAGUGCGUACCAAUUGGCAUCCGGCCAUGAAACACAGUGACAUGGAAAGAUGGAUUUGCAUUUACCCAGCCUAUAUUAAUAGCAAGAAAACCCGACAGGAGGGUCGCCGUUUACCCAAAGAAAAUUGUGUUGAAAAUCCCACCUAUGCUGAGAUCCGUGAUGUCUUAGCGGCCAGCCAAAUACGUGUGGCCGUGGAGAAUAAACAGUACUGUCGUGAGAAAAGUAGGGAACUGCAAUACCGUGGUCGUAUUCGUGUCCAGCUACGUAACGAUGAUGGUACGUUUUGUAAUCCCGAAUUUACCAGUCGCGAAGCUUUUAUGUUGCACGUAGCAAGUAAAAUACCUCAACUAAAAAGUCGUCAGGCUCGUCCCGGUGGCGAAGCGCCACAACAGGCCCAACAUCAACAGACUUCGUCGGGUGGUGGUGGCGGCGGUGGCAAAAAGGGCAAAGGCAAGAGACGUUAA
This is a messenger RNA of Musca vetustissima, 532 nucleotides long. It is a transcript of the gene Srp19, whose product is annotated as signal recognition particle 19 kDa protein. The record is from RefSeq and is a predicted model, not a curated record. Gene Ontology annotation, molecular function: 7S RNA binding. NCBI's taxonomy places the organism in Eukaryota, Metazoa, Arthropoda, Insecta, Diptera, Muscidae. Gene Ontology annotation, biological process: SRP-dependent cotranslational protein targeting to membrane, signal sequence recognition; SRP-dependent cotranslational protein targeting to membrane. The transcript has 3 exons. Gene Ontology annotation, cellular component: signal recognition particle, endoplasmic reticulum targeting. The coding region runs from base 53 to 532 and encodes 159 amino acids.